Opisthorchis viverrini is the source of this 471-nucleotide messenger RNA. RefSeq lists its product as hypothetical. Lineage: Eukaryota; Metazoa; Platyhelminthes; Trematoda; Opisthorchiida; Opisthorchiidae. The coding region runs from base 145 to 471 and encodes 108 amino acids. The transcript has 2 exons. The record is from RefSeq and is a predicted model, not a curated record.
AAAACGUUGGAUAUGACAAAAAAUUCCAGAGUCCGUUCGCCGAGAAUCUGAAUGCCAAAGUGCGAAUCUCAACCAACGUAAAAGUUCACUGGCAUUCGGUAUAAAUGAUGCGAAAUUCAGUGGUUUGUGGAACAUUUAGUGGGCAUGUUACUGCUGUUUAUAUCAUACGCUAUUCUGGUUUUCGUCAACAGUUUCCAAGACGCCCAGUGUGAAGAACUUGAAGAUGUAGGACUGCGAGAACAUGUACACUCAAUUACUGGAGCACGAUGGAUAUCUAGAAGACUAUUCGAAUCUGACGGCCUAAUUCACACUUUCGGGGCCAAGAGGGAAACUGCAGUACAAAAAGCGCAGAGGCCAACAGUCAAGCAUGUGGGUUUUGAUGAUACGCGCAUCCCAAAAAACUUUGAUGCACGGAAAGCCUGGCCACAUUGCUCUUCCAUCAGUGAGAUCAGAGAUCAAUCCAGCCAGUGA